CUAUGAUCGUUCGUGGAAAGCAGAUCUAAAAUCGUUCCUAAUUAUUUAUAAUUUAUCACAAACUUAUAAAAAAGCCAUGACUUUCCUACGAAAUUUAUGUCAAAGGACAUUAGCAAACAAUUUACGUGCAUAUUCUGUGAAAGCUAUUAUUAAGAAACCGCCAAAAAUUUUGAUUACCGGUGGCCUCGGACAACUUGGUGUAGAGUGUGCAAAAUAUUUAAGAAGAAAAUAUGGUCAAGAAAAUGUUAUCCUAUCGGAUAUAAUCAAACCAUCCACAGAAGUUGUUAACGAUGGCCCCUAUAUAUUUGCGGAUAUAUUAGAUUUUAAAGGACUCCAGAAAAUAGUCGUUGAUCACAGAGUCGAUUGGCUGAUACAUUUCUCGGCUCUGCUUAGUGCCAUUGGCGAACAAAACGUUCCACUAGCUGUAAGAGUUAAUAUAGAAGGCAUGCAUAAUGUCAUUGAACUGGCGAAACAGUAUAAGCUAAGAAUUUUUGUACCAAGUACAAUUGGGGCUUUCGGACCGGACUCACCAAGAAAUCCUACGCCCAACAUUACAGUUCAGAGGCCUAGAACAAUUUACGGAGUUUCGAAAGUGCACGCGGAACUAUUAGGGGAAUAUUAUUAUCAUAAAUUUGGUUUAGAUUUCCGUUGUCUUAGAUUUCCUGGUGUUAUCUCCAGUGAUCCACCCGGUGGUGGUACCACAGAUUACGCCAUAGCUAUAUUCCACGAUAUCUUACGUAAAGGUCAUUAUCAAUGUUACUUGAAACCAGACACGAGGCUUCCUAUGAUGCAUGUUAAAGAUGCCCUCCAAGCCCUCUCGAACUUCUUGGAAGCACCAAACGAAUUACUGAACAGACGUGUCUACAAUGUAACAUCGAUGAGUUUCACCCCCGAAGAAUUAGCUGACAAAAUUAUUAAAUACGUCCCUGAAUUCAACAUAACGUACCAACCUGAUAGUAGACAAGAUAUCGCGGACUCUUGGCCCCAAGUAUUUGACGAUAGCGAGGCCAGAAGGGACUGGAAUUGGCGGCCCUCCGUGGACUUAGACAACCUCGUCGAGCUUAUGAUAAAGGAAGUUAAGGAGAAGAUAGCUGCCAAUGAAUAAAAAAAUCGAUACUUAAUUUUUUACUCACACGUGUUAAUCUUAAGGUAGAUUUUUCAAUCUUUGAUUAGAAUUUAGCUGUCCAAUUAAGUACUAUCACAACAUAAAGAGAAAGCAUACUGCAAUACAACCCUUUUAGUAGCAGGCAUGUACCAUUUUAUGACGUGAUUAAAUAUUACUUUCAAUCACAUACUAAAUAAUUAAGUAAUAUAGGAUACCUACAAAACAUUAUACAUGCGCGCAGCAGCCGCUAACUAGUGUCCCGAGCUGCUAACAUUUCGUAUGUAGCUCGGGCUGGUUCUCUCUCGUCUCUCGCUGCGAGAUUACGUCUCCUUAAAAAGACUCUAUGGAUUUUACUAUGGUAUUGCAUAUUAGAAAUGUCGAAGGAUGAGCAAUUAGAACAAACCUAUGAAUUAUUGUAUGCUAAUAUAUUCGACUAGUUACGUUUCAACCACUGAUUGAAAAAUCAGCCCUUAAUCGCAAAUAUAGUUCAGAUUGUUUGUAAACAACUGAUUAUACUUUAGAAUAGCUCUUAAGUUGUGAAGGGUAAUGUAAAUAAUUUUUCUUUUCUGGACACUUUUGUAAUCGGCUUGAAUUAAAAUACCUAAGCACUUAUAAACAAAAUAAAAAACGUAUUUAAACAAAUGCAUUUAUUUUUAAUCCAAUAACCAAUAAAUCUUAAUUACACUUUCAGUUAGUACGCCUUGUGAUUAUACAAAAUUAACAAACAUGUAUCUAUUUGUUACAUUAUAACACAUAUAAUAAAAUAAAAUAAAAACUCAUUGAACAUGUUCACAAUAUUUUGUAACAAAAAAAAAGUCAGUAUUAAUGUGCAAUAUUCAUUGGAUAACACUCCGAUCAAAUAUAAUAGUUUUUACAUAAUCAAAAAUGAACAAAAACAUACCAAUUUUCCACACAUGCCGCUCUUAAUAACAAUACAAAUAAAAUUAAUUCAACUUGUUCACUAGCUAGCUCGGUCGUCACAAGUUGUUACAUAACCUUAAAUGUGUGUAUGUGUAUAAGUAUGUAAUAUGUGCGUGUGUCAAUAUAUGUAAGUAUUGUAUGUAAUGUUUUUUUAUUGCAUUAUAUUAAGAAAUUGCAUUACAUUAAAAAUGACUUAUUAGCUUCUCUCUGUUAUAAACUGCUUUCCAUAAAGUGUCAUGUACCAAAUUUCUGACUUCAUAAGAGGAGGUUCGAACUUUUACAUAAUAAUAUACAUACAGACACACGUUAGUGAAAGAUAACGUCAAAAUUAUAAUCAACAACAACACACUUGGCCAGCAUUGUGAAUUAUGGCCUAAGCCACUACAGAAGGCCUGUGUGAGCUGUGUGAACAAAUAUAAUUCUUAUGGUUUAUGAUACAUAUGUGAAGUAGUUAAGUUUUUCUAUCUUACAUAAUAGAAUCAACGGAAAAAAUAAAAUAAUUUUAACAAAAAAAAAAACAUGCGUAGCACGAAAUUAUACGUUUGAUCGAAGUAUUAUGAUUAUGAACAUUUACUAUCAUAAACUGUGUGCAUACAAGUAUCACAUUGUAGCAAGCUUAUGAUUUAUUAAAAAUGUACCUAGAACACUAUUUUAGGUAUUUUCAAGAGUAACAUUAAGUGAUGUAGAUUUGCCACACUAUGAACUAAUUUUUUGUCGCCUUACAAACAUUUCAACUGGGUAAAUAAGUUUUUAUAAAACAAAACUAUAACGUUAUUUUAUUCCGAUUUUGACUUAGAUAAAAAAAUAUGAUAAGAUUUUUUAAAAAAUUGUGUGAAACACAUAUUAAUACCACGUCAAGUACGUAUUAAUUAAACGUCCCGUUCAGCAUAGUGCCUAAACAUAACAUAUGUAUGUAUAAUUUGACUGUUAAUUUUAACUGUAACUCUACAGCACAUUGCACUA
Messenger RNA from Zerene cesonia (dogface butterfly), 2989 nucleotides. RefSeq names its product L-threonine 3-dehydrogenase, mitochondrial (gene Tdh). The transcript is spliced from 4 exons. Gene Ontology annotation, biological process: L-threonine catabolic process. The record is from RefSeq and is a predicted model, not a curated record. Gene Ontology annotation, molecular function: L-threonine 3-dehydrogenase activity. NCBI's taxonomy places the organism in Eukaryota, Metazoa, Arthropoda, Insecta, Lepidoptera, Pieridae. The coding region runs from base 77 to 1105 and encodes 342 amino acids.